This is a messenger RNA of Aspergillus ochraceoroseus IBT 24754, 2195 nucleotides long. Its product is annotated as PX and BAR domain-containing protein. The record is from RefSeq and is a predicted model, not a curated record. Gene Ontology annotation, biological process: retrograde transport, endosome to Golgi. Gene Ontology annotation, molecular function: phosphatidylinositol binding. Lineage: Eukaryota; Fungi; Ascomycota; Eurotiomycetes; Eurotiales; Aspergillaceae. The coding region runs from base 179 to 2110 and encodes 643 amino acids. The transcript is spliced from 6 exons.
CUUCUCUGUGUCUUGACCUCUGCUGGCUGCGGAUUUUCCUCGGGAUACUAGGCAUACGCAUAGAUCUUUGCUGUUGUUUGUCUCUGGGUUCUGGAAUUUCCGCUUUCUCUUAUGCUCCUUGCCCCUGUUUCGCGUUCUCGAAAGAUCAAGGCUGCCUGACCAGCCUCCGGGCUUAACUAUGUGGAACGACGAGGAUAACAACCCGUACGGCGCAUUCGAUAGCGAGGCUCGUCUAUCGGAAUCGUUGCAUUCGACUACAAUUAGUCCUCCUCUCUACAACCCCGAUUACCCUCCUCCACCGUCCAGCCAAUCCUCUAACCCCGAUACAUCGGACUACAUUUCGGGACCACAAGACUUCAGCGAGGAUGAGGCUGCACUGGACCAUGCGGAUCAGAGCGGUGCUGGGUACCUCCGCAGGAGUGUUUAUGACAGUCGCAUAGAACAGAUCCUUUAUGAGAACCCGGAGAUGCCGAUCCUUAUCACCGAUGCAGGCAAGAACCAUGAAGGCGGUGGGAGCUUCAUCGUCUAUACAAUACGGACUGGGGAUUUAGAAGUUCGGCGACGGUACUCGGAAUUUGCGUCGUUACGACAGACCCUCGUAAACCUCCACCCAACCCUUAUCAUCCCGCCUAUCCCCGAGAAGCAUUCAAUGGCAGACUAUGCCGCGAAGCCCACGAAAGCCAAAGAGGAUACUGCGAUAAUCGAUCUCCGCAAGCGAAUGCUCGCGGUAUUCUUGAACAGAUGUCGCCGAAUGAAGGAGGUCCGCGAGGAUGGAGUUUGGUGGAGAUUCCUGGACCCUAACGUUAGCUGGAGCGAGGUUCUGCAUUCCCAUCCGGCUUCGUCAGUGCCGAAGAACAAUCUCAAGGCACCCCCGCUCGACCCUGCAAACCCUACUCCCGCUCAUGCCUGGCUACCGGUCCCAUCGACCUCCGCAAAGUUGAAAAACACCCCGGGUUCUGCAGCAACAACAACAACAACAACUACUACUACUACUACUACUACAACGACUAGUACAACUACAUCCCCGAUUGCGGAGACCCCCGGUCCGGAGAUUCUUGGCCGUUUCCCGCCUGAAUCGCGAAAGAUGAGCGAAAAGGACCUAGAUCCCUACUUCAUCAACUUUGAGGCCUCUACGAGGGAGCUCGAGCUCCUUCUACAAGGAAAUAUGGAGAAAGUAAAUCGGCGCACGCUGUCGCAUUUGUCUUCGCUCUCCGCAGAUUUGAUGGAACUGGGGGCGCGCUAUAAUGGGUUCUCACUAUCGGAACAAUCUCCGACGGUUGCUACUGCCAUUGAGCGGAUUGGACAGGCAGCCGAUACAUCUUACAUUGAAACGGAAGAGCUGUCGUCUGCUCUGAGCGCAAACUUCGCGGAACCGAUGAGAGAGAGCGCUCAAUUUGCGAGCGUCGUCCGCAGUGUCUUACGGUAUCGUGUCCUCAAAAGGGUGCAGGAGGAUAUGACAAGAGAGGAGCUAGUGAAGAAGAAAACUCUCCUGGAUUCUUUGGAACGAAGUGAGAUGGAGGCCAAGCGCAUCGAACAGUAUCUUAACCGCACCUCACCCCACACAGGGGCAACAAAACCCCAACGGUCCUUGUCUACCUCGUCAACAUCCAGCACCCAGGCUGGCUCUGAAGGAGAAUCACGUCCUAGUGGCGAGGAGACCGCGUCGAUUGACUCGGAUUUCCCGCCGACCCACGGAGAGUCCCACCCCGCAAUCUCACCACAGCGGUGGCCUGAGUCGGGGCAAAUGUCUCCUCCCGCGCACCGGAAGACCUCGAGCGGAACUUUUGUGGCAAACAAAAUUUUCGGUCGGAUUAGCCAUGCUGUUCACGGAUUCGUCGAUGUUGACCCCGAACGUACCCGACGGGAUCAGCUCGGGAGAACUAAAGAAAGCUUGGUUCAAUUGGAGCAAGCUCUACAAGUAUCCGAAAAGGAUGUCAAAGAUGCCAGCACGGGGAUUUUACAGGAUCUGAAACGCUUCCAGAAAGACAAGGAAGCAGAUCUUCGACGAUACAUGGUUGCCUAUGCCCGAUGCCAUCUUGACUGGGCACGCAAAAACCUCGAGACGUGGACUGAAGCCAAGGACGAGGUGGAUAAGAUCGUGGCUCGGUAGUUUUGCCUGCAGUUUCGUGUUUUUUUUCCCGGGGACGGCGACCUAGAGAUCUAAUCUGAAUUUGGGCGUUGGUGGAAUGCUCCUG